Pseudo-nitzschia multistriata is the source of this 869-nucleotide messenger RNA. NCBI's taxonomy places the organism in Eukaryota, Bacillariophyta, Bacillariophyceae, Bacillariales, Bacillariaceae. The record is from the annotation of a GenBank genome assembly.
UAAUUGUGUCGAAUAAAAUCGAAGACAAAGAAAAUGAUGAUUUUGCCACUGGCUUAUCUUCAAGUUACAGCAUUGGCGAUGUCGUCAAAUGUUCUUCCCGCUGCUUUGGGCUUGGUUCUCUCGCUCACGGCAUCUCCAUCUACGACGAUACCCGUAGCAACCACUUCGGAGGUGACACAAACGAUACUGUCUUCGGAAUCGCACACAACAACCAUCCGACCACAAACCGUAGAAAAUGUCCCGGUGUUGGAAAUUCUAAAAGUUUACGGCAAGCUCGCCGGACCCAACUGCUAUGGAAAGAAGGCACCACCGGGAUCCUCUUGCCAAAUACGACUCCGAGACCUAGAGCAAGCAUUCUCGCCACUUGAAACGGAUGGCAGCAAUGCAAACACCGCUGAAAAUCCCAGCAGCGUGAUUUCGAGAGAGGAAUUCGCAUCGAAACUGGAACGCAUGGAAUUCCAGUGGCCCCUCAAACCCUACGGGAUUAACGAAAAGAGCCUGACCAAAACGGCGAUCAUGAACAAGGGGGCCGAAACACGGGUCUUCAUGGAGGAAUUGGAAUCGCGGGAAAUGUACGAUCCUAGGAAUCCGGCUGGCCCCCUCCCGACAUCCCUGCGGCCCGCCCUAAACCGGGAGCUGGAACGCGAAGGCAUACGCGACGCGCGUGCCAUCGAUCUGGCCUACGAGGCACUGAUUGGUAGCGGCGAAAGCAAGGGCAUGUUGCGUGCAGAACAAACGGAAUACAUAGAUUACUACGAUUUCCUCAAGAGGAUCGGUCCCAAUUCCAUAACAUGGCCGAAGUAACUGUUGCUCAUCUGUUUCAUAUGAUAGUGGACGCAAUACGAUUCGCGCUCGUUUCGUAUAGAGCA